Messenger RNA from Suncus etruscus (white-toothed pygmy shrew), 2274 nucleotides. It is a transcript of the gene ADGRF2, whose product is annotated as adhesion G protein-coupled receptor F2. Lineage: Eukaryota; Metazoa; Chordata; Mammalia; Eulipotyphla; Soricidae. Gene Ontology annotation, molecular function: G protein-coupled receptor activity. Gene Ontology annotation, biological process: G protein-coupled receptor signaling pathway; cell surface receptor signaling pathway. The transcript has 8 exons. The record is from RefSeq and is a predicted model, not a curated record. The coding region runs from base 1 to 2274 and encodes 757 amino acids. Gene Ontology annotation, cellular component: membrane.
AUGGGCAGUUCCCUUGAGAGGGAGUCCUAUCCUAUUCGAGGUUCCAUGCACAAGCACAGGGAAGAGCCACUAGGUCAUGCAGUGAAACCUGGUGAUCCCCUUGCUGGCUGGGGCUCAUCCCUGCUGCCGUUUGUAGCACGAAAGGCAUUCUGUCCUGAAGACGAUGACGCGUAUGUUUUUGCUGUGUGGUCUGGUGUUUCUUUUACCCACGGAAUCCUGCAAGACGUUAUGCCAGCUAUAUGUGAUGGUGUCUGUGUGGACAGUUCACACUGCAGUCAGCCUUGCCCUCCUGACAUUCAAGGAAAUAUGGGAUUUUCAUGCAGGCAAAAGCAAUGGCACAAGACCACUGACACCUGCCGGACUCUAAAUGCCUUCAGUAUUUUUCAGGACACAGCAAUUAAUUUUGUUCAGCCACUUAAACACAAUUCUGAAGUGUAUGAAUAUUCUGCAAAGCAAGAGACCAUUAGUGAGAUGUUAAUGCGGAGGUGUCCAAAGGAUUUAUCCUGUGUCAUUAGGAACAUUCUGCAUUCUCCACGGAUGCCAGGAAAUAUUGCUGUCAUUGUGGAGCUCUUGCACAACAUAUCCACCCCCACAGCCUUUCGGGAAGGCGUUGAUGAGGCAAAAAUGAAGAGUUACAGUACCAUGGCCAACCACAUUCUUAACAGCCAAAGUAUCUCGAAUUGGACCUUCAUUCCUGACCAAAACAGCAGCCACAUCUUGCUACACUCAGUCAAUUCCUUUGCAAGGAAGUUAUUUCUUAAAAAUCAACCCAUUAAUAUAUUGAAAGACUUCAUUCAUACUACGGGAACAACCAUAUCUGGAGAGAACGAUGAAAAUAAUUUAACUUUAUCAAUGAGAGUGAAUGACACCUACGUUAAGGUCAUUGGAGGGGUGAUGAUUAGCAAAGAUGAACUUCACAAGUUGCCUUCCCCUUCUCAAGUGAUCAGUAUCGCCUUUCCCACUCUGGGGGCCAUCUUGGAAGCCAGUCUUUUGGAAAACAAGACCGUGAAUGGAGCUGUUCUGUCUGUCAUUUUGCCCAAGGAACUUGAAAUUAUCUCCCUGAGUUUUGAAAAGAUCAGUAAGGCUGAGGAAAGGAGGUCACAGUGCGUUGGCUGGCAUUCCUUGGAGAACAGAUGGGACCGGCAGGCCUGUACAAUGAUUCGAGAAAACUCCCAUCAAGCUGUUUGCAAAUGUAGGCCAAGCAAGUUGUUUACUUCUUUCUCAAUUCUUAUGUCACCCCACAUCUUGGAGAGUCCAAUCUUGACUUACAUAACGUACAUAGGGUUGGGCAUUUCUAUUUGCAGCUUGAUCCUUUGUUUGUCCAUUGAGGCCUUGGUCUGGAGCCAGGUGACAAAGACAGAGAUCUCUUAUUUACGCCAUCUGUGCAUUGCUAAUGUGGCAGCUACCCUCUUGAUGGCCGAUGUGUGGUUUAUUGUGGCUUCUUUCCUUAGUGGUCCAGUGACACACCACAAUGCCUGUGUGGCGGCCACGUUUUUCGUUCACUUCUUUUACCUUGCUGUGUUUUUCUGGAUGCUUGCCAAGGCCCUCCUUAUCCUCUACGGAAUCUUGAUUGUUUUCCACACGCUACCCAAAUCAGUCUUGGUGGCAUCUCUCUUUUCUGUGGGCUAUGGGUGCCCUUUGAUCAUUGCUGCUAUCACAGUAGCAGUCACUGAACCUGACAAAGGCUACCUGCGGCCUGAGGCCUGCUGGCUCAACUGGGAUAUGACCAAGGCCCUCCUGGCCUUUGUGGUUCCAGCUCUGGCCAUCGUGGUUGUCAAUCUCAUCACAGUCACAAUAGUGAUAGUCAAGACUCAGCGAGCUUCCGUUGGCAGUUCCAUGUUCCAGGAAGUAAGAGCCAUUGUGCGAAUCAGUAAGAAUAUCGCAAUCCUCACACCUCUGCUGGGUCUGACCUGGGGAUUUGGAAUAGCUACAGUCGUCAAUGAUCGCUCCCUGACCUUCCAUAUUAUCUUCUCUUUGCUUAAUGCAUUUCAGGGCUUCUUCAUCUUGGUCUUUGGAACAAUUCUGGACCCGAAGAUAAGAGAAGCUUUAAAGGGACGAAUAACCUCUGCAAAAUGGAUCUCCAGAUUAUCAGAGGAACCUGUGGGGCUUUGGUCUCCCAUGGCCUCCAGACCAUGUUGCUGGAUGGAGUUACUACUCAGGAAAAGUGUUCCAGCAUAUCUGGGCAGAAGUCACGUGGCCUGCAUGUCACCUGACCGGGUUCUGUGGGUAGCUGAGGGCAAUGCCCUUCUGAGUAGUCAUCAACAGUUGGGAUGA